UGUCAGAUGAAAAAAACAAAUGUGAGCGGAGUGAUAGUGGUAGUGAAAUGUGAAAAAUAUGGAUAGGUCCAGAAGUUAAUUAUUAAAUAAUUUACAGUUGACAAGAUUGUUUUAUAUCUGCACUAUGACCCACGUGGAGAAACGUCAGCCAAGGCCUGGCAGAGAGGCGAUUCAUUCUGGUCAUUUUAUGGUGUCUCAUUUUGAAGCAGAAGCCCAGGAUGAGUUUGACGACUUAGCUGUCCCUGUACCAGAUGAGGAGCAAAAUGUUCAGAAAGUUACUACAGUUGCUACUUAUACCGUACCAAGCUUCAAAGAACCUUUUCCAACUUUCGAUUUACAAGAAAGUAAACAACAACUUUCAAUUGAAAUAUCUUUGACUAAGUUAUUUAAAUGUAUGACCUUAGCAUACAGACAAAAACUAACAUCACCAAAAUGGAAUCGUUUCAAAGGUAUCAAGCUGCGCUGGAAGGACAAGAUCAGAUUAAACAAUGUUAUUUGGAGGUGCUGGCACAUGCAAUUCAUAAAGAAACAAAAUACUUUGGUGUGUCAAUUUGCUUCACCACUAGAUGUUGACACACACGUGAAACCGGAGACAACGAUUUUAGAAGGUAAAUAUUGGAAAAGAAGAGCGGAAGCAGUUAUAGCAGAAUAUAAAAAAUGGCGAAUGUUUCAUAUAAUGCGCCUCUUUGGCAAGGGGGACACCUCUGUCCAGUACCCAAUUUCGGAGAUGGACAUGGACACGGCAGAGUCGUUCCAAUGCAGCGAGCUGGCGGGCAACAUGUUGACCGACGAGGACUACCUCAAUUUCAUGAGUGACACCCUGUUUUCUACCAUAUCCAGUCACCAGCCGUUCGCCUUUCCUGAUUGUAGAGAGAUUGCAAGAGGUGCAAGUUUGGCAGAUUUCAUACAACCCAGCUUAGGUCCGCUACAACCUAAUCUUGACGAUUAUAUGGAAUUGGAGCCUUUUCACGAGCUCCUAUCGACGCCGCGACUGCCGCCGGUGCCGGAAGAAAGCGCGCUGUCGUCUGAAGAGCCGAUGUACCGGAGUGGCAUGUCGGUGGACGCGUACCCCGCGCAAGGGUUCAUGUCCACCGCGCACGCGCAGACCUCCUCAACGCCCACCAUGCCCACCUCACAGAUGACUAUACAUGGUACAAAUAACAAUACUCAGAUGAUGUCUUUAUCCGACCAGAGCGUUAAAAACGAGCAAAUGCGCAUGUACGACAACGGUAGAAUGUACAGUCAGACAGAAAUGCAAGAUAAUUUGAUAAAUACUCAAGAGAUGAUGCCGUCUUACCCGCCUGCGUCUUACGACAAUGCGACAGAUGCGGCUCUAGGCGGAGUUUACAUGGGCAAGCGGUUAUCUUACGGCACACCGCCUAAAAUCGUAGCGCAGGAGACAUGCUAUAACACUAAAUAUAGUAACGCAGCCGUUCCGCCGUCCCAAACCGCCCCAGAGACGGUGUCGCUCCUGCAGCAGCCCGUUCAGAACGCCAAGUACGCGUCCACCAUCGUGAUGUCGGGCCGCGGCGGGUACUCGCGAGACAAGCCCCGGGCGCGGCUGUCGCAGUACGCCAGCCCGCUGUCCGGCAACCAGUACCCGGGGUACGGGGGCCAGCCGGCCGCGCAGCCGCCUAACUACGAGCCCAGGACCGGCCAACGAGCGCCGCCGCAGCAGAUGCAGUACCUCCCGACGCCGGUGGACUCGUACAAGGCCAAAACCGCCACCGCCGUCAACCCGAGAUCCUUCAAGAUGCCCUCGCCCCCGCUCGCGCCCUCCACGUCGCAACAAGUAAACGUAGCAGCGAGCCCGGUUAACGCGUCAGUGGUGACGCUGCGCGGCAAGCAGGAGCAGUUCCGGUCGCACAGCCUGCCGCUCGGCGCGCAGCUCGGCGCCGACUGGGCCGUCACCGCGCCCGCCCCUGCGCCUGCGCACCAGCCGUCGCCCGCGCCCUUGUCCGCCACUGUGGCGCCGGACAAUACGAGGAACACCGUCAGGACCCGCGACCCGCACCCCGCGUCGCUGCGCAUGCGCUCGCGCUCGACAUCUAGCGGCGCGCUCGCAGAAGGCAGCCCCGCGCGCCGCCCGCCGCCGCUCAACAGCGUGGCCUCCGAGCCCAGCCUGCCGCAAGCCAGCGUCAUGCUGGCGCAGCUGCUCUCCGGCCACUCGUCGAGUGGCGCGUUCAAGCCGCCCAGCGAGGAGGCCGCGGGCGAGGCGCGGUCGCCGGCGCGCCGCAUGCAGCCCUCGCCCAUCGGCAGCGACGUCAUGUCGCCCCACCACUCUCUGUCCCCACCUACAUCACCGACGUCCGAGCGGGCGGGGUCCCCGAGCGGCCGCGAGGCUCGGCGGACGCACCUCCACGCGGAGCAGAAGCGGCGCUACAACAUCAAGAACGGCUUCGACACGCUGCAGGCGCUCAUACCGCACCUCAACGUCAACCCUGCCGCUAAGAUAAGUAAAGCAGCCAUGUUACAAAAAGGUGCAGAAUACAUCAAACAGUUAAAAGCAGAGAGAAAUCAAAUAAAAGAGGAGAUGGAAAGUUUACGGCAACAGAUCGAAUAUCUUAAUAAUUCUAUCUCCAACUGCCACUCGCUGCUGCCGGCCACCGGCGCGCCCGUGUCGCGCGCGCGCGCCGGCCGCCUGCGCGAGAUGUUCGCGCGGCACGUCGCCAACCGCACCAUGAACAACUGGAAGUACUGGCUCUUUAGCGUAGUGGCCGCCGCGCUGGUGGAGUCGUUCAGCUCGUGCGUGUCGUGCGGCAGCGGCGCCGACCUCGUGCGCACCACGCUGCUGUGGGCCGAGCAACAUUGCUCGCUCGUCGAGAUGAGACCCGCCGUGCUGAACUCGCUGCGAGUGCUGUGCACGCAGACGGACAUCCUGACGAACCCCGAGCGCCUGCCCGAGGAGGCGCGGGCGGCCGUGGCGGGCAGCGCGGCCGUCAAGACCGAGCCCACCUAACAGGAUCGCCGCCUCUUUUCCGGUAUCUUGAAUCCGCUUGAUUCACUUAAUGUUGUCUCAUCUUCCUUCUAUCUCUAAAUCCUAGGUUCUGCCUUCGGUUGAGGUAGAAAAAGAAACGUGUUUAGUACGCGGCCUGUCCUGCGAUAUUCUUAAGGCGCAACUUUUCAAUAUCGAACACAGAAAUACAUCAAGUAGAAAUGACCAGCAAGAGUGUAGGUAAAUCUGCCUUUCCUGCGAUUUUUGAAUAUCGAACACAGAAUAAACAUACAUGUAGCAAAAAUGACCAGCUAGCGCGGAAUAUGCAAUGUAAUAGAUAUGCAAUGCAAGUGGAUUCAUAUCCGCAUCAUUUACCUUGGUGUAUCAGUUUUGACGACUUUUAACAUUUCGAUAAUAUGUACUUUAAUAUAAGCCAUUGUCUUAUUUAUUAGUUUUAUGUUUAUCAAUUUUUAUGUUACUGUAGUAUGAGCUAGGUGACACAAAACUUUAAAACUGAACAAUUUUACCCUCUCUGCUAGAUUUAUGUUCUGUGCGGCUGACCUUUUGUUCGAUAUUCAAAAUAUUGUGCUUUGAAUUCGCCUUUAAUACAGGCAUUGAGAUUUUUUAAUCUGGUGAUAUUACGAUUUGUAGAAAAAACUAUUUGUUUAGUCAUUUGCUAAGUCAUUUGCUUACCCUGGUGGAUGAAUAUAGUUUAUUUUACUUCCUCUUCGUACAGAAAUAAUAGUUUCAAAAAACUUUAUCGGUGACGCGCUUUUGAUGAAAUCAUAAUGGAAUCCAUGAAAAUCACUUAAUUAAUUUGUUAAUGCCGAUUGUGUUUUAUU
Messenger RNA from Amyelois transitella, 3777 nucleotides. RefSeq names its product MLX-interacting protein (gene Mondo). Gene Ontology annotation, biological process: regulation of transcription by RNA polymerase II. The transcript is spliced from 18 exons. Gene Ontology annotation, cellular component: nucleus. The record is from RefSeq and is a predicted model, not a curated record. Gene Ontology annotation, molecular function: DNA-binding transcription factor activity, RNA polymerase II-specific; protein dimerization activity; RNA polymerase II cis-regulatory region sequence-specific DNA binding. The coding region runs from base 125 to 2959 and encodes 944 amino acids. NCBI's taxonomy places the organism in Eukaryota, Metazoa, Arthropoda, Insecta, Lepidoptera, Pyralidae.